Messenger RNA from Pichia membranifaciens NRRL Y-2026, 2410 nucleotides. RefSeq lists its product as hypothetical. Gene Ontology annotation, cellular component: mitochondrion. The coding region runs from base 29 to 2083 and encodes 684 amino acids. The record is from RefSeq and is a predicted model, not a curated record. The transcript has a single exon. Gene Ontology annotation, molecular function: nucleic acid binding; ATP binding. Lineage: Eukaryota; Fungi; Ascomycota; Pichiomycetes; Pichiales; Pichiaceae.
AAGGCAAGCAAAAACCACACGGAAAGCAAUGAGUCGUGUUAUGUUGAUGCAGUCGUGGAAUUCCACGUGUAGUAACAUCUUAAGGAGAUCUCUUUACCGUUCUCCAGCUGUUUUUCAAACUCAUAGACACUAUGCAACUGAUAUCAAAGACCAUAUUGAAGAAGUAGAAAAUGUCAGUAAGGAAGAAGAAUCAGCCAAGCCUGAACCACCGGUUACUGAAUCUGACUCGUCUAGAAUCAUUACUUCCAAUGUAAUUGAGGACACAAAAUUACAUCCAGCUCUUAAAGCUGCUUUCAUUAAGAGUGUUGGACCAACUUUAACUCCAGUUCAAGAGCAAUGUAUCAACGAGUUUUUAGAAUCCAAGCAUGGUAUUGUUGUUCGUGCUAAGACUGGUACAGGUAAAACAUUUGCAUUCGGUAUUCCUGUUAUUCACUCUGUUUUGAAAUUGAAGGAUCAAAAUAUGAAGCAGGCUGACAGAUAUGUCAACUCUGUUGUUUUCUCUCCAACUCGUGAUCUUGCCUACCAAACCCGUCAAUCUUUAUCUGAUUUAUGGAAUGCCUCUCUCGCCAAAUCAAAUCAUGCUCCAAGCAAAAGAGGCUCUUAUCCUAAGAAGUCAAGAUUACCGAACAGUGAAAAAAAUUUGAUUCCUUUAGUCAUCGGCCAGACUCCUUAUAAAGCUACUAUGUCUCAUUUUGUCAGUAAGGAAGUUCCACCAAUUGUUGUUGCAACCCCGGGUAGAUUCAUGGAUAUGUUGCAAAAUGAACCUAAAUUCAGAACAUCAUUCAAGCACCUUCAAAAUAUCAUCAUUGACGAAGCUGAUGAACUUUUAAAUGGUAAUUUCAAAGAAGAUAUCAACAAGAUUAUUGACGAAUUGGUUUCAAUCCGCGAGCCAAUACCCGGUGUUGAAGCUGAAAGCCCAGAUCUCAAGCCUAAAACCAUGCUUUUUUCGGCUACCGUUAAUGAUGAUGUCUUUUAUCUUGCUGAACGUGCUAUUAGUAAUGACUUUCCAUUUGUCGAUGUCACUGGUAACAAAGCACAGGAAGUGAAUGAGAACAUUAGCCAAACCUUAGUGCAAACCGAAUCCGUUUUUGAUACCUACGUUGCGGCAGUUCAGUUCGUUCUAAGUCAUGCUCACGAGAAGAAUUUUAAACCAAUUAUUUUUUUGAGUACCACUUCAUCGGUUGAUUUCAUUUCUAAAUUGUUGAUGGAUGUUUUGAGAAAUGAAAAUUCUCGUCGUCGGGUCUUGGCAUUCCACGGCAAACUAACUCAAGGAAAGCGUGAUGCUUCUCAGAGAAUAUUCCGUGAAAAGGAUAAUGCAAUUCUUGUUGCAUCGGGUAUUGGUGCUAGAGGUAUGGAUUUCCCUAAUGUAUCCCAUGUUAUUCAAAUUGGUGUUUCCUCUGAGAUUGAUUCGCAUACACAUAAAAUUGGACGUACUGGCCGUGCAGGUAAGCAAGGUGAUGCUCUGCUCUUUACUUCCAAAUUAGAAGAACCAUUUGUGAAAGCUUUGAGAAAGAAUGGUAACAAGUUUACUGAGACUAUAGAAUUUGACGGUGAGUCACCAGAGGCACAAGAAGUUGCAGAAACAAUUGUUGGUCAAACCAGAUCAUACCUUGAUUUGGACGACACUUUUUUCAAAUCUAUCACUCAUUAUCGUAACAUUCCUAGCAAAGUCGCUAACUUGAAUUUGACCGAACUUUCGAUUGACGUUGCAAAAACCUAUAUGAAGUUAAUGGGCACCGAUGGUGUUCAAAGUGACGGUGAAUCUGAUGAUGAUAAUUCUGGGAAACUUACAAUGUCUUACAACAUGGCAAAGAACCUCGGUUUGGACACUAGAAAAAUUGAAGAUUACUUUACUUUGACAGGUAGACGCCCUAACGAUUCACGUUCUAAUGGUAGUCGUGGCGGUCGUGGCGGAUACAGCAAUGACAGGAACUCAAAGAGAGGCUCUUGGUCAAACAAUGACAGAUCAAGCAAUGACAGAUCAAGCAACGAUAGAGGUGGGUAUAACAGAAAUAGACAAAGUGGUAAGUCUAGCAGAGGUGGUAGAGAAGGAGACGCUGAUAAAAGGUACUCACGCUGGUAAAUUAAAUGCACUGUACAUAGCUACUAAAAAGCACUACACACAAUUGUUAAGUAACAUUUUGACUUUUCAUUUAUUUAUAUACUAAACAAGGAGUAUUUCAAUGGAUGAUUAUUUUUUGAAGUCAAGAACCUUUUCUGAUUCAAGUGUAUGAUGCACAUUUUCUUUUUUUCAAUUCAUGUACAUAUUGUUCUGUUUUCGGUUAUUCUAGUCGCUUUUUUUAUCAUUAUCGGUACUUUUUUAAUCUAUAUAAUCUAAUCAAAUGAAUUUAGCAAAAACUUUUGGUUUGAAAGCAAAUUUUCCACAGCAACGUGUUCCACUGAUCCCGCA